AGGUCACCUUCACUGCGCAUAUUAUUACUUCUAUUUAUAUAUCAUAACUCUCAUAAUAUGUGUCAUUUCAUCUCAUCUCACUAAUAAUUCCUGGCACUCAAAAACGUCUAGCCUUAGAACGAGAAAUAAUAGAGAUGGCCUCUCAAACACCACGACCCACGAAAAAUCUGAUACUAUCCGAUGGUGAAGACAGAAAAGAACCCUGCACCCCGUGUAAAUUCCAGGACAAAAAGUCGCCGGCAGUCUCCGCUUGUAACACAUGUCGAAAUUAUCUGUUGUGCAGGAGUUGUCAGGUAAAACACAACCAAAACGCCAACACCAAGGAUCACAUUGUUGUUGCAUUGAUUGAUCAGGACUCGGAACAGAUUACCUUAUGUACGAAGCACCUUGGAAGGAGCAGGAGCUUUCUUUGUGUUGAAUGUGACCAGCUAAUUUGUGAUGUCUGUAUUGACAUUGAGCAUGGUGACCACAGCUUGAAAAGCAUUGAGGGGAUAACGAAGGAGAUACGUGUUGCUAUGGAGCCGUUGAUUUCGUCUGUGUCUGAUGACAUCGACCAAGAGAUCGAGGCAAUAAAGUCUUCGGAGAACGGCAUCAUCAAGAAAGUUGAAACGCAUGCGGAAGGCCUCAUAGCGGCGAUAAAUAGUGAGAAAGAUCGGGUCGUUUCGGAAAUAAAGAUAUAUGGAUGCACCGAGAGUACAACGGAAUUGGCGAAGGUGCGUAGUGUCUUGGGUGAGGUUUUACGACGAGGGGAAGAAGCACUAUCUUCGAAGAUCGAGAACAUACAUCAUUACAAUGCAAUUCUUAAAACGAAGUCCGAUUUAGAAAAGGCAAAGGCAGAAAACACCAGCUUCAUCACCAAAUUGAGCGGUAAACGUAAGUCCUUAGCAAUGGCAACAUUUGUUCCAUCUAAAAUCCGAAUAGAUAACUUGUUGGGAGAUUUUGUCGUCGCACCAGCGGAUACAGAGGAGAAGGUAUUCACAAUGAAGCAAUUAGAAAGGUGGACGAUAAAACCUUGUUGUAAAGUGGGGCCAGUGGUCAUCUUGCCAAAUGGCUGUGCAUUUCUGUGCUCCCGCGCACAAAGCGAAAUGACCUCCAUGCAGAUUUACACAACCGGCAAUCCUUUGAGGGAAGUAUCUUGCGGUAACGUGGUAAACUUGUUCGUCACAAAUGACCGCAUUGCAUGUGUUACAUCAUCUCAAGAACUUUUUUCAUUGCCUCUCAUCGACCUGGAAAAGAAGGUUGGACACGAGCUAUCGAGUCAAGUCAGAAUAGAUGGGUACUUUUGUGCAAAAACCAAAAAAGGAAAUAACGUGGUUGUUGAAGGAUUACCACCUAACUAUUCUGGAACAUUUUUCAACGUGAAGUUUCGAAAGGGUGCCUUUUAUUCGACAUUCGGCAUAAGUGAUCUGGCAAUCAAUAUUGGACCUGCUUCAUUCAUUGCAAGUACAUCCAUCGGUUGGAUCAAGUACCUCGACAUGCUCCUCAUACAUGACGUUCGGAUUGGGGAAGUACUUGCAUACACUUUAGAAGUACGAAACGAAAUCAAGACGGAUUCGCCACUGACAUUGAAAUACAGUCUUGAGAAGAGGUCGUCAAUUUCCUCACCGUUGCCUGGGUUCUACAUCGUGGAGAUAUAUUGUACCGAUAAUCUUGCGUACCUGUACCUGAAGAAGGGCAAUCAGGAUGACAAAACCAUAAAGGCCGCCCCAGUCAAGAUCUACGAAGCACAGUUUAUCGAUAACCACUGGAAGAUGACUAGUUUAAAACUGGUUAAGCCUGAUGGAGACGAGCUGUGUUCCCUUGAGAACGACCAACAGAUGAAGAUCGCAGCCAGCGAUGACAAGCUGCUAUGCUUAGUGUACAAUCCAACUCCGCUCGGAAAGGAUAAGGAAAGCCUCGUCCCGAUGAUGGAUAUCACCUGCUAUGUCGGAAGUAAAAGCAGUGCUCUCAGUCAGACGACGCAUGCGCCGAGUGGAUCUCCUGUCGCUGGUUGCAGUUCUUCGGGACCUCAACGGAAAUGAUUACCUCGUGUCCGAGAACAGAUUAGUCUUUGUGACUUGGACACUUAUGGUAGCGGAAGCUGUAGGUUUCACAGAUCUUUUACUCUUCAGAAUAUCUUCUGUAUUUGCAAAAACAGCAGUGACGGAAACUGAGUAUUUACGCCUAUAUGUAGCUAGUAUUUUCCCGUAGCAGCUAUCAAAACGCGUCAAGAGGCCCAAUAUAUUGUAUUAAUUUAUCCAAGCCUGCGACACAAUUUAUUCUGAGCAAUCCGAUUGGCUCACUCAAACGACAACGUUUCAACACGUGCGAGCAACGGAACUAUUUAGUCAAUAAAGGCUGAAUAGUGCCGUAGUACGGUACAUGUACAUGAUGCCUUACCUUCUGCCCAGCCUUGUCAACAUACUGUGUCCACCUGGUCCCAUCGUCACUAUAUUUGAACGCAAAUGUCUUCACCCAAUGGGCGGCGUCACUUCUUCCUUGGAGAGCCACCUGGCGGAUCCGGUAGACAUCUUUGAGGUUUGCACCGAUCCAGGGGGUCGUAUCGUCUGACCUUGGGACCCAGGCGCCUGGAUAGCCGCCCAAGAUGGCUACAAUGGAAGCAAAGUUUUGUGUAACCUUCCGGUGUACCCUGAACUGAGCAACGUCAAAACUUGGAGUAACCAGACUAAACGACGACUGCACGAGCUUCGGUUAAUCAACGUGAUAUAUCUAGGUAGAGCACCCACUGUACUCAGGAUCGUAAUUUCCUCUUGUUCGAUAUGUAACACAUAUACCGGUAUAUCUUUGGUUUAGGAUAGUAUUUUUUUUUGUCAGAUCCAUAUCGCACGAAUGUCAAUAAUUUUGUUUUGUUUAAUAUGUGACGCAAACAUCAGUAGUUUAGAUUCUUUUGUUCAACUCGUGACGCAUAUAUCAGUAGUUUAGAAUGCCAAUUUAUUUUCUUUUGUUCAAUACGUGACGCAUAUAUCAGUAGUUUAGAAUGCCAAUUUAUUUUCUUUUGUUCAAUACGUGACGCAUAUAUCAGUAGUUUAGAGUGCCAAUUUAUUUUCUUUUGUUCAAUACGUGACGCAUAUAAUCAGUAGUUUAGAAAGCCAAUUUAUUUUCUUUUGUUCAAUACGUGACGCAUAUAUCAGUAGUUUAGAAUGCCAAUUUUCUCUUGUUCGAUAGGUAAGGCAUACACCAGCCGUUAAAAAUGUAAACUUUCAUUUGUUCGAUACACGACGCAUACAUCAGUAAAUACCAGUAUCUAAGAUUGCCAAUUUUCUUUUGUUCGAUACAUGAGAUAUACAUCAGUACAUUUGUAGUUUUGAAUGCCAAUUUCUUUUGUACAAAACGUGACGCAUACUAUAGUACACGUAGUUCUGAAUGAUAUUUUCCCGUUGUUCGAGGAGCAAUGCAUUGCUGUAUACGGUGAAUUUUUUUGCGAUAUAUUACUCAUAUCUCCGUAGUUUAUUAUGCUUUCAACGUUGAUACAUAACUCAGAUCUGAGACAAGACCACAAUUGAUUAUUUAAGCCUUUUAACAGUUAAAUUGUCAAUGUUUGACCGCGACGCAUCAAAUACUGCGUGGGGUUGUGAAUCUGAAAUUUUGAUAUGAUAUUCCGGACAGUCGGACAAGUAAAUGGUGAAAAAAAAACUGGUAGUUGAUCACGGAAAUUUUUUGAUAAUCGACAAAUCAGACAGACAUUGAUAUUUCCACUCUUUUCAGCCAACUGGCAGAAAAAUCUCAGAACACGCCCCCUAUUACCAAAUUAGCAAAAUUCGAAAUGAAUUUUUUCAUCAAAUAAUUUCUUUAUAUCUGUAGACUUGCCACAACAAAUAGUUUUUCAAUACCUCUCCAAAUAUGUACUUGAGAGUUAAAAACAUGCACUCGUCUAAUUGAUAGGCCUCGACCCUCCAACCUAUGAAGAUUCAUUAGUGGUCUUGUCUCAUCUUGUAUCUGACACGUGUAUCAGUAAAUUUAGGAUGCCGCUUUUUUCUCGUGCGUAUAUCUGUAAAAGUUUAGAAUGUUAAUUUUCUGUGAGAACCGCCAGACUUCACAUUGAUGAUAGCCAGGCCUUUGAAAUGUACACAUUCAUGACUUUUGUAGAAAUGUACAAUGUUUGAUGGUACCAAUUGAUAGUAAAUGACACUUGCAGAUUGUAGAUGUCAAUUGGUAGAUGAAGUCAACUGCUGAGUGAAAUAAAAGCUGAAUUUUGUAGUAAAGAUUUUUGAAUAAAUGAGGGUUCGCGAAAAUUUCACGAUUUUUAUUUCGGUUUUUCGAAUGAAAGAAUAUUUUCGCGAAAUCCGCGAAAAUGUCAACUAAAACACUCGCGAA
Messenger RNA from Lineus longissimus, 4314 nucleotides. RefSeq lists its product as uncharacterized. NCBI's taxonomy places the organism in Eukaryota, Metazoa, Nemertea, Pilidiophora, Heteronemertea, Lineidae. Gene Ontology annotation, molecular function: zinc ion binding. The transcript has 2 exons. Bases 135 to 2021 code for a protein of 628 amino acids. The record is from RefSeq and is a predicted model, not a curated record.